UGGAUGCCCAUCCCAAUAAAUGCUCAACUCAACCCUGACGUCUCAGCAAUGGGAAUCCAUCCCUGCUGGGAGUGAAGUCCACGACGCUUUUUCCACCCGGCCACCUUUAUCCAGAGCACUACGCGUGUGAGCGAGUUCGUGCGUACACUAGUGUGUGAGAGAGAAGCCGACUGUUGUUUACAGCAGAGAUUCCACGGGAGACCCACUAACACACACACGUACGUUCUCACUGUGGGAUUUUAGCAGCUGCAACGUGGACUUGUUUUCACCUCUCUCUCGACGACUAAAGAAAAAAGACGUCGGUAGCGGGAGAAGACGCGGUGUGUACCCACGCGUUCAGCCCCAAUCUGUUGUUGCGUGGCACAUUUUCCUCGAGCCCACCCUUAAACCUUCACUGGCACGACCACGACGGGCACCGAACGCCGGUGCUGCUCGCUUGCUUUGCUUCCUGGCGUCAAGUCAUCCACCACGCGGAUUUUUCAUUCAUUUUUUUUGACAAACAGUAUCACCACACAGCCGCCACCCUUCUUCAUUUUCUUCUUGGGUGUUUUUUUUUUUUUUGCUCCACGCGUCUACGAGAGAUUUUCACGCCUGGCUGCUGAUGAUGAGGAUGGUGGGGAUGUGGGUCGAAUUUAAGUGCUGAUAUAUUGUGAAUCGAACCCAAUUCUUAGGCCUUGUUGUUCUUGGAAGAAGACAUGGAAACUGAAGACGGGGAUUACCAUCAUCAUGUUGCUGCUCUCAUAGCAGUCAGUGCACCUUGGAGGAAAUAAUACUAGAUAUUUUUUUUCACAGUAUCAUUUUUUUAUAUUUAAAUUUAUUAUUUUAUUAUUUAUUAUUUUAAAAUCCAAGUGGCCGAGGAGCCAACCCAGACAUUUGGACUACAAUUGUUUCGCCUCAAUCGUUCCGGAUACCAACAUCCUCUUGGAUUUAUUGUUAUUAUUGUGAUUUUUUUUUCUUCAAAUGAAAUAAGGAAGAUGAAACCUGACAAACUACUAAUGGGCAACAGCACUGUCUUGCUUUGGGCUGCGUUGACGACCCUUUCCUCCAUAUGCAUACGGGCUUCAUAUGGUGAGAUCUGCGGUCCCAGCAUCGACAUCCGGAACGACGUCAGCGAGUUCAAGCGCUUGGAGAACUGCACUGUGGUGGAGGGUUACCUGCAGAUCCUCCUCAUCAAGACCAACAACAGCAAGACCAAGAACCAGGAGGUGUUCCGCUCGCUCAGUUUCCCCAAGCUGACCGUCAUCACCGACUACCUACUGCUUUUCCGCGUACCGGGCUUGGACAGCCUCAGCACGCUGUUCCCCAACCUAAGUGUCAUCCGCGGACGCAACCUGUUCUACAACUAUGCCCUCGUGAUCUACGAGAUGACCAGCCUGAAGGACAUCGGCUUGUACAACCUGAGGAACGUCACCCGCGGGGCCAUCCGGAUCGAGAAGAACCCCGAGCUGUGCUACUUGGACUCGGUGGACUGGUCUCUCAUCAUGGACGCCGAGUUCAACAACAUCGUGAGUGGGAAUAAGAAGGCCAAGGAGUGCGAUAACGUUUGCCCCGGCAUCAUGGAGGACAACCCCCUGUGUCAGCAGACCAGUUUCAAUAACAAACAGGAGUAUCGAUGCUGGACCUCCAACAGAUGUCAGAAAGUAUGUCCCAGCCACUGCAAGCAGGCAUGCACCGACAAGGGCGAGUGUUGCCACAGCCAGUGCCUGGGCAGCUGCACCGAAGCCAACAGUGACACCGCGUGCUCCGCCUGCCUCCACUACUACCACGAAGGCCGCUGCGUUCCCGACUGCCCGCCUGACACGUACAAGUUUGAGGGCUGGCGCUGCAUUACCAUGGACCUUUGCUCCCAAGUGCACCUGCCCAGCGAUGUUCACUUUGUCAUCCACGAGGGCGAAUGCAUGCCUGACUGCCCCUCUGGCUUUGCACGCAAUGACAGCAACCGGAUGAUGUGCAGCGCCUGUAACGGCUUAUGCGAUAAGGUCUGCUCAACCUCCAUCAUCGACUCUGUGAACGCCGCUCAGUCCCUGAAGGACUGCACCGUCAUCGCCGGAAAUCUGGACAUCAACAUCCGCCAAGGAAAUAACAUAGCGUCUGAGCUGGAGAGCUUCAUGGGCCUGAUCCAAACGGUGACGGGCUACGUGAGGAUUCGUCACUCCCACACACUUGGAUCCCUGUCCUUCCUCAAGAGUCUGCGUUUCAUCAACGGGGAGGAGCUCAUGGACAAGUUGUAUUCCUUCUCUGCCAUCAACAACCAGCACCUUCACAACCUGUGGGACUGGACCCAGCACAAUCUGACCAUCCGGGCGGGACGUCUCUUCUUCCGCCUAAAUCCUAAACUCUGCAUGUCCGAGAUCCACGCAAUGUGGGAGAAGACCGGCGUCCGGGACAAGCCGGAGGAGGGCGACUUCCGCAACAACGGCGAAAGAGCCAGCUGUGAAAGUCACAUCCUCAAGAUCUUGUCCAACAGCACGUCCAGCUACACCAUCCGUCUGACAUGGGAGCGCUACCAGCCGCGGGAUUACAAAGGCCUUAUCAGCUUCAUGGUCUACUACAAGGAGGCCCCUUCUCAGAACAUCACCGAGUUCGACGGACAGGAUGGUUGCGGCUCCAACAGCUGGCACACGGUGGACGUCGAUCUUCCUCGGGACAAUAAUACUGACCCGAAAGUCGGUAUUCACCACCUCAAACCCUGGACCCAGUAUGCCGUUUUCGUCAAGGCCAUUACCCUACGGGUGGAGGACAAACACAUUCCAGGCGCGAAGAGUGACAUCAUAUACAUUCGCACGCGCCCAUCGCUGCCAACAGUGCCCAAAGACCCCCGUGCCUACGCCAACUCCUCCACCAAGCUGCUGGUCAAGUGGUCGCCGCCGCUCUUCCCCAACGGCAACCUGACCUACUACCUGGUGCGCUGGCAGCAGCAGCCAGAAGACCGGGAGCUCUACCUGCACAACUACUGCUCCAAAGAUCUGAAGAUCCCAAUCCGGAUCCCGGCGAUGGGAUUUGCCGAUAUGGAGGAGAUCACCAAGCCCACCAAGUCGGACCUGUCUGGGCCCAAGAAGGGUCCAUGCUGCGUUUGUCCCAAAACCCCAGAGGAGAAGGACCGGGAGAAGGAUGAUCGCGUCUUUUUAAAGCUCUUUGAGAACUUUCUUCACAAUGCCAUCUUUCUGCAGAGACCUCAAGAGCGACGUCGUCGGGACCUUUUCGGCCUGGCAAAUGGCACCGCGACGCAUGACGGCCAAGGCAGGGGCAAUGGCACACUCGGCCUGAACAACACACAAGGGAUCCCUCCGAUAAUGGAGUAUCCCUUCUCUGAGGACAAGAGCACCUCAGAGGCUUUAGAGAUCUUCAACUUGAGGCCCUUCACCGUUUACCAUAUCGACAUCCACGCCUGCAAUGAGGAGGUCGGCCACUGUAGCGUUGGCGCCUUCGUCUUUGCCAGGACCAAGCCUGCAGACAAAGCCGAUGACAUUCCUGGCAAAGUGCUCUUCGAGAGGAACGACAAGAUGGAAGGUUGUGUGUUGCUCCAUUGGCCCGAGCCCGUCAUGCCCAACGGCCUCAUCCUGAUGUACGAGAUCAAGUACCGUUUGGGUGCCGAGCCCGAGAAGCACGAGUGUGUAUCUCGCGAGCAGUACCGCAAGCACCGUGGAGCUCGCCUCAGCAACCUGGGCUCAGGAAACUACUCGGCAUGCGUACGUGCCACGUCUCUGGCGGGCAACGGCUCCUGGACGGAAAGCGUUUCCUUCUACGUGCCUCCGCCCAAACGAGGCAAUGGUGUGGCGCUGUAUCUGAUCAUCAUCAUUCCCAUCAUUGUGAUUCUCUUCAUCGCCGGACUCACCACCAUCCUCUUCUUUGUUAACAAAAAGAGGAAUAGCGAUCGACUGGGGAACGGAGUCCUUUACGCUUCAGUCAAUCCGGAGUACUUCAGUGCCGCAGAGAUGUACGUCCCGGACGAGUGGGAGGUGGCGAGAGAGAAGAUCACCAUGCACCGGGAGCUGGGCCAGGGCUCCUUUGGCAUGGUGUACGAGGGCAUCGCCAAGGGAGUGGUGAAGGACGAGCCCGAGACGCGAGUGGCCAUCAAGACUGUCAACGAGUCAGCCAGCAUGAGGGAGCGCAUCGAGUUUUUGAACGAAGCGUCUGUGAUGAAGGAGUUCAACUGCCACCAUGUGGUGAGGCUUCUGGGCGUGGUCUCCCAGGGACAGCCCACCUUGGUGAUUAUGGAGCUGAUGACCAGCGGUGAUCUCAAAAGCCACCUGCGUUCUCUUCGCAAAGAAAACACCAACGUCCAGGUCUUGCCCCCGCUCAAGAAGAUGAUCCAGAUGGCAGGGGAGAUCGCCGACGGCAUGGCAUAUUUAAACGCCAACAAAUUUGUCCACAGAGACCUAGCGGCCAGAAACUGUAUGGUGGCUGAAGACUUUACGGUGAAGAUUGGAGAUUUCGGAAUGACCAGGGAUAUUUACGAGACGGAUUACUACCGAAAAGGAGGAAAGGGCUUGCUGCCCGUCCGCUGGAUGUCGCCCGAGUCGCUGAAAGACGGCGUGUUUACGACCAUGUCAGAUGUCUGGUCGUUUGGUGUGGUGCUGUGGGAGAUUGCCACCUUGGCCGAGCAGCCUUACCAGGGCAUGUCCAACGAGCAAGUGCUGCGCUUCGUCAUGGAGGGAGGACUCCUGGACAAGCCUGACAACUGUCCUGACAUGCUGUUUGAGCUGAUGCGGAUGUGCUGGCAGUACAACCCCAAAAUGCGUCCGUCCUUCCUGGAGAUCAUCAGCAGCAUCAAGGAACAGCUGGAGCCGCCCUUCCGAGAAGUGAGCUUCUUCUACAGCGAGGAGAACAAGCCGCCCGACACCGAGGAACUGGACAUGCAGGUGGAGAACAUGGAGAACAUUCCGCUGGACCCCGCCAUGACCAUCCAGCCCCCGGUCGCCGCCCCGUCGGCGGGGUGCACCGCGGGCGCAUCGCCGCCCUCCUCGGCCCAGCAGCCGCCCUGCCCUGCCCCGGAGCCCGGUGGCCCUUUCCUGAGACCCGGCUCACCCGCCGCGGGGCCCUCGGACAGCAAGCAUGCGGGACUGGCGGCCGCCAACGGGCCCGUGGUGCUGCUCAGGCCCAACUUUGACGAGCUGCAGCCCUACGCGCACAUGAACGGCGGCAGGAAGAACGAACGGGUGCUACCGCUGCCCCAAUCGUCGGCUUGCUAAUAUUGACCCCCCCUGCCCCCCGCGCCCCCAAGUCCUCGUACACAGGGUAACCCAAAUCUCUCUUGCGUCUCUGUGAAGUGACUCCUUCGAUAGGAGAGAGAGAGAGAUUCGGCGUCUUUGUUUCGUCACUCCUUCGAGAAGGAAAUCACGAGACUUAAAAAGAUGAAAUAACUUUUUUUUAAAUCUGCCAGUAAAAGUUAACAGAAAAGCACUUUUUCUUGAGAGAGGAUGUUGUGGCGUGUGUAUUUAUAUACCAUUUCUCUCUAUAAUAAUUUUAUUUUAUUUUUAUUUUGGUAUCUUUUCACAUCAGUGAAGUUUUGUUUGGCAUUUCCGACAAGAAAAAUUGUGUGACUGGGAGAAAGUGUGUUGUGUCUUUAAAUGAAAAUAACAACACUAAGUUGCCAAAUGGAGACUGCGCUUCAGAGUAGAAUUCACGUUGCAUUACGUUUAUCAACUAAAAAUAUAACAAAGUAAAAGCCAAGUUUUUAACCAAGGGAAAAAAUAUUUUCACACAUCACUGAAUUAAUUGUUACUUUAAUAAUUGAUUAUCUGUUGAUUAUUUUGUCAAUUAAUCAAUUAAAUAGAUUUUUAAAUGCCAUUUUAAUCUUCUUCAAAAACAAUGUUCAAAUGUUUUAUUAUUAUUAUUAUUAUAAAAUGUUUCAAAUAAUUAAAUCCAUUCUAAAUUUAAUUCAGUUGCGAUUUUAAAAUGACAAUUAAAUUUUUUGCACGUAAUAUUCUGAAGCGCAGCCCCGGCCAGACUCAUCCCAAGCACCACUUGAGCAUCAUUUAGGGGACACUGUCAGACCGAUUAAUCGUUUCUUUGUCUUUUUAUCACUUUUCGCGGGGUGGGAGAAUCUCUGAAUGUUCUGAACUCCUGUUCUGCAGCCGAGUAACGUUGCCUUCUUCAGACAGCAAACUCAUUGCGCGGGUGACCAAACCGCACCACAGCAAUCAAUGCCGAACCCUUAUGAAUGAACAGACCCUCCGCUUGUUGGUCAUUUCCCAGCAUGCACUUGACGCAGCAGACAGGAAGCAGGAAGUGCAUGUGACGAUCGCACGGUGGACUUUCACCAUUAACUGGACAGAUUUUAAGUAGGUCUACACACACACUUCAUUGGUUUGUCAACUUUUUUACAUUUCGAAAGUGCAUUUGCUUCAGACUGUGUGUGUGUGUGUGUGUGUUUGUGUGUGUGUGUGUAUUCAUGACAAAGCUGCUAUUUAUUCUCUUUUCUCUGAUCCUUCAGGUUUGCUUUUCUCUCCACUACUUUCUUAUCCACAAAAAUCUGUUAAUAUAUAAAAUAUAUGGUAAAAUGACAAAAAAAAGAUUUUGGUAAUGAAAUGUGUUCUUUUAGAGAUUUUUGUCAGUGUUUGUUUUGUUGGAUGACUGUCUUAUUUUAUUAUCCUUAUUAUUAUUGUUAUUUUUAUUAUUAUUUGGAAUGGACACCAUAGCUCCGUGUGUGAGCUUUCUUCUGCACCCCCCUUUUUUUUGGGGUGCAGUUUUUGUGGUCUAGCACUGCGCCUCAGGGUGCAACUCAAUCUCAGGUCAAACUUUAAAAAAAUACUUUUCUCCUUUUCUCCACACAUUCGUUUGUUGUCAAAAUUCCUCCUCUCCCAUCAUCUUGCAUUCUGCCGGUGCCUCCGUUUUUUUGUUUGUUUUGGGGGUUUUGGGGUUUUUUGUUGAUAAGCCACAUAAACCAAAUGUUUGUUUUUAAAACCCAGUUGAAGCAAUUGUAGGGCUAAGUGGGUCUUGUCAUUUGCCUUAAUCAUGUUUAUCACUUUUUUUCUGUUUUUAGUCACCGCAACAAACACUCCCGCCACCCUGUACAAAAGUUAUUACUUCUUCUCAAACCAAAUAAAGAAUGGAUUGAAGAGCAGAAACGAUUUAAUGAUUAAAAUGUCUUAAAAUGGAUGUUAUAUGUAAUCUUGAAGGAUUUUUUUCCUGAUUUUUAUUUUAUUUUGGGAAAUGUUACCCUUUCUAAUUUUCUUCUUUAGAUGUGAUAUUUAUUUAUUUCUUCAAUAAUACCAGUUUAAAUCACUGUAUAAAUGCCCCCAUGAUUCAGUAUAAAGAUGACCUUUUUUGUAUUCU
This is a messenger RNA of Hippocampus zosterae (dwarf seahorse), 7278 nucleotides long. It is a transcript of the gene igf1ra, whose product is annotated as insulin-like growth factor 1a receptor. The transcript is spliced from 21 exons. The record is from RefSeq and is a predicted model, not a curated record. Gene Ontology annotation, molecular function: insulin receptor substrate binding; insulin receptor activity; phosphatidylinositol 3-kinase binding. Gene Ontology annotation, biological process: positive regulation of kinase activity; glucose homeostasis; insulin-like growth factor receptor signaling pathway. Lineage: Eukaryota; Metazoa; Chordata; Actinopteri; Syngnathiformes; Syngnathidae. Bases 975 to 5192 code for a protein of 1405 amino acids. Gene Ontology annotation, cellular component: membrane; insulin receptor complex; axon.